Messenger RNA from Grus americana (Whooping crane), 1776 nucleotides. RefSeq names its product retinoic acid receptor alpha (gene RARA). Gene Ontology annotation, biological process: retinoic acid receptor signaling pathway; regulation of transcription by RNA polymerase II; cellular response to corticotropin-releasing hormone stimulus. NCBI's taxonomy places the organism in Eukaryota, Metazoa, Chordata, Aves, Gruiformes, Gruidae. Gene Ontology annotation, molecular function: RNA polymerase II cis-regulatory region sequence-specific DNA binding; nuclear receptor activity; nuclear glucocorticoid receptor binding. The record is from RefSeq and is a predicted model, not a curated record. Gene Ontology annotation, cellular component: transcription regulator complex; nucleus.
UUCCCUUUUAUCCCCCCCCCCCUCCCCCCUUCCCUUUCCCCUUCCCGCUCCUUAACCCCCUUUAGGCCGGGUCGCCCCCGUGCCUCCGCCGCCAUGAGCAGUACCGGGAGCUUCCCGGUUUUAAGGAUCUCGGUGUGAAGUCUCCGUGAUCAGUGUCGCAGGAGCCAGCGCCGCCAGCGAGGACAGCCGCCGGGCAGCGGGUUGCCCGUGGGCCCCAUGCUCUGCUCGGCCCUCGCACCCUGCGCCUGAGAGCCUCCACCCACGCUGGAGACCCCCGCCAUGGCCAGCAACAGCAGCUCCUGCCCCACACCUGGAGGGGGGCACCUCAAUGGCUACCCUGUGCCCCCCUAUGCCUUCUUCUUCCCCCACAUGCUGGGGGGGCUCUCGCCACCCAGCACGCUGGCCGGCAUCCAGCACCAGCUGCCCAUCAGUGGAUACAGCACCCCCUCGCCUGCCACCGUCGAGACGCAGAGCACCAGCUCGGAGGAGAUCGUGCCCAGCCCGCCCUCGCCGCCCCCCCUGCCCCGCGUCUACAAGCCCUGCUUCGUCUGCCAGGACAAAUCCUCGGGGUACCACUACGGGGUGAGCGCCUGCGAGGGCUGCAAGGGCUUCUUCCGCCGCAGCAUCCAGAAGAACAUGGUGUACACGUGCCACCGGGACAAGAACUGCAUCAUCAACAAGGUGACGCGCAACCGGUGCCAGUACUGCCGCCUCCAGAAGUGCUUCGAAGUCGGCAUGUCCAAGGAGUCCGUCCGCAAUGACCGGAACAAGAAGAAGAAGGACGUGCCCAAACCGGAGUGCUCGGAGAGCUACAUCAUCACGCCCGAGGUGGAGGAGCUCAUCGAGAAGGUGCGCAAAGCCCACCAGGAGACCUUCCCCGCCCUCUGCCAGCUCGGCAAAUACACUACGAACAACAGCUCGGAGCAGCGGGUCUCCCUGGACAUCGACCUGUGGGACAAGUUCAGUGAGUUGUCCACCAAGUGCAUCAUCAAGACAGUGGAGUUUGCCAAGCAGCUCCCCGGCUUCACCACGCUCACCAUCGCCGACCAGAUCACCCUCCUCAAAGCCGCCUGCCUCGACAUCCUGAUCUUGCGGAUCUGCACGCGCUACACGCCGGAGCAGGACACCAUGACCUUCUCGGACGGGCUGACGCUGAACCGCACGCAGAUGCACAACGCCGGCUUCGGGCCUCUCACCGACCUGGUCUUUGCCUUCGCCAACCAGCUGCUGCCGCUGGAGAUGGACGAUGCCGAAACAGGGCUGCUCAGCGCCAUCUGCCUCAUCUGCGGAGACCGCCAGGACCUGGAGCAGCCCGACAAAGUGGACAAGCUGCAGGAGCCACUGCUGGAGGCGCUGAAGAUCUACGUGAGGAAGAGGAGGCCCAACAAGCCCCACAUGUUCCCCAAGAUGCUCAUGAAGAUCACGGAUCUCCGCAGCAUCAGCGCCAAGGGCGCUGAGCGGGUGAUCACGCUGAAGAUGGAGAUCCCGGGGUCGAUGCCGCCCCUCAUCCAGGAGAUGCUGGAGAACUCGGAGGGCAUGGACACGUUGGGGGGGCAGCCGGGUGGCCCCCGCGCGGGCAGCUGCAGCCCCAGCCUUUCGCCCAGCUCCAACCGCAGCAGCCCGGCCACGCACUCGCCGUGACCCGCGCCUGGCGCGCACCAGGACAGAGCCCGGCACGCCGGCACGCGGGGAGUGGUGGGGGGAGAGAGAGAGAGAGACCCUGCGCCUCGGCCCUGGCUGCAGCCCCCCCUGGGGCGGACUCCUCGGCAGCCCCCC